This is a messenger RNA of Perkinsus marinus ATCC 50983, 2720 nucleotides long. Its product is annotated as 80 kD MCM3-associated protein, putative. Gene Ontology annotation, cellular component: transcription export complex 2; cytoplasm; nucleus. The record is from RefSeq and is a predicted model, not a curated record. Gene Ontology annotation, biological process: mRNA export from nucleus. NCBI's taxonomy places the organism in Eukaryota, Perkinsozoa, Perkinsida, Perkinsidae. The transcript has 21 exons. Bases 36 to 2720 code for a protein of 894 amino acids.
AGCUCUCUGUGUUGUUGUUGUUUGUGGGUGGAAGUAUGUCCAACAUCGGUCGGCGAAAUCAGCACGGCCUGGUGAGCAGCGAGAGUGAUACCACUCCACCCGAUGCUGGUGCUGAUGAAGGUGGGACUAUGGGGGAGCUUGAGGUUAAGUGCUCGGAGAAGGAAGUGUUGGACCGUCAACAGACUAGACAGAUUGAUAAGUUUGAACGCUCUGUUGAGGACUUGGAGGGUCGGCCGAAAGCGAAUCCUACGCUGAUGGUUAAAAAGUAUCAGCGAUCAUCGGCUGAUAAGGUCUAUUCUGCAUCGGACAUACGGACCGAGCAAGCGUGCUACGACUCCAUGAUGUAUCUCCUGGAGAACGUACUCGACUUUGACAUCAAUCCGAAGGAAGGAUAUCAUCCCAAUUGCCAACUUGCUACCUACUUCGACAUCUACUCCUUCCUGCGAGACCGCACUAGAGCAGUGCGAGUCGACAUGCACGUACAGAAUCUCGUGCACUCCCAUGUCUUCACUGACAUUCACGAGUGGUGCCUCCGCUUUGAAAUUCUCAGCAUAUUCCGAUUGUGGGGACGGAACUUUGGAGAAGGUGCUGAUAGGAAGUUCAACUGGCAGUUGUCGUUGAACUCUAUCGCUCAAACUGUGGAUCCCCUCACUCUGAGCUACGUCGUGCAAAAUGACGAUCGGGAAGCUGAUGCGAAGACCGUAACGAAGGAAGCGGCGAUUCACAGGUAUAUUAUUCUCAUACUGCUAUGCAAUGGUGACACGACGCGAGUAUUGUUCUACAUUGACAAGUUGGCUAAGCAACAGCCGAAGGUAUUUGGUCAUCCUAAUGUUCGGUUCGCACUGAACGUGGUGAAUUGGUUCAGAGUAGGGCAGUGGUCACGAGUGUUGCAGACGUACGCGAGCCCGGCUACAGAUUUCCUUACGGCAACAGCAUUGAUGCCUAUUGCCUUCCUCUGCCGUUCUCGUGUGCUCUACGAUGUAGUCCGUACAAACCGGCCGUUCCUAUUGCCCAAGGGGGAGGGGCAUCCGGCGAGAGCCCCGAGGCCUGAACGUGUAUCUCUUAAGUCCAUGCAAGAGAUGCUCUUCCUCGAGGACCCCGCAAUUUGUACGGCUUUUCUCCAGUACCACGGUUGCGAGGUGGUCGACCCAGCAAAGGGGGAAGCAGUUGACAUGUCGGUGGAUGACAUCACUUCUUCUGAGGGACUAGAGUGCCAAUUCCCUCCGAGAAUGCUCAGGUUGCCGUACAAGUGGUGGCUUUCUAGUGACGAAUGGGUGAAUCAGACGCACCAGGAGGUAACGGAGGCCUGGACGUGGGAGCGACGGAAGGCUUUCUCGGAGCAUUUGGGAGAAAGUGUUAAUGCUGAUGGGACUGUCACCAGAUGCACUUUCCCUCAAACAGUGGAUCCAAUAUUGGCUCGAAAGUACGACCUCCUGCUUGAUUCAGGAGUAACACUGAGAGACAUCACUUUGGGGGCUGUGGAUCCGGGAGUUGACGGAACUUCUAUAGUCAAGCCCGCUCGACCUGCGGCGCCUAUAAGACACCUGCCGAAGGAACCCGUGAGAGUCGUCCCACAGAAGACUGCGAUGCUCCUUCCGAAUAAGAAAGCUGCGGCGACCACCGUUGGAGAUUCGAUUUUUGGGGCGACAGGUGUCUCGCAAGGGGAAGCGCCCAUAAGAAAGUCUCCGUUCGGGGCCAUCAGCUCGUCGACGUCAACAAGUCCAUUUGGAGUGACCACUAAAGCCGUAGCUUCGGGGCCGUUCGCUAAGGCUGGCAAUCCCUUCGCUGCUUCUACUAGUGUCAAGGGGCCCUUUGGUGUGUCAACUACGGGCAAGUCUUCCUCGACCAGUCCUUUUGGAGCUAAGACUUCCGAUACUGUUCGUAUAGAGAACGCCACCACAUCGCCGUUCCUUCCGAGGACGUCCAUCAAGAUUCCUGCAGCGCCAGUGAAGGGAGUCGUGCAAGGGAAGGACGAUAAGGCUGAGGGGGUGCCACCGAAACGGUUGGCACCGCCACCACCGCCACGGCCGACGGGUGUACAGUCCCCUCGAGUUGCGAGGAAGAAGCCAGUAGACAAAGUUCCAUUGUUUGAAGGUCUCCGGAUGAAACCUCCCACGCCAUCAGAGGAACCCGAGCGGCCUGCUGUGAAGCCGCCGGCUCCAAAGCCAUCCCCAGUGCCGAUACAGAAGCCUAUAAGCGUUCCCGUAUUCACACCUGCCGCGCCUGCUCCCGAACCCUCCAAACCCCCAGUGCCAAGCUUCCCUACUGCUCCACUGCCCCCGACGCCUGUUGCACCCAUACAACCACCGAAGCCGAUCCCAACGGUGCCUGACUUGGCGCCACCGCCAGUGAAAGCGCCUGCUAUGGUCCCUCCACCACUUCCGAAUAUCAUCAGAGAUGAAUGUGAGGUGUUUAGUGACGAUGAUUAUAUCGACGGCAGUCGCCGACCGCGACGGAAGCGGAAAAUUGAGGAGUCGGUGGUCCCUACGAUGAGCAGUGGUUCCACUGAGGUCGAAGAUGAGCUGCUUAUGGCGGAUUUGCCAGAGGGUUUGCUUGACCGGUUUGAGCAGAUGUCUAUUCAAGACGACAUCGCAGCGUGGAUUGAUCGCGACUCGAUUCGGCGGCUGGAGGAAUCCAAGGUUGAGGAGAAGCGCAGUAUGCAGGAAAUGAACUCUUACCUGGUUCAGAACCUAUUGCGGAAGAGGCGGGCCUUGAUGUGA